AACUGCGCCGCGUGACUCCACAGGCCGGAAUAGCUCCUCGGUCGUGGCUUCCCCCGGCUCUUUCGAGCGCGGCUGGCGGCGCGAUGGACCUGGCCGGGCUCCUCCUGGACGAAGAAGGCACCUUUUCUCUCACCGGUUUCCAGGACUUCUCGUUCCUCCCAGGACACCAGAAGCUGAGUGCCCGGAUCCGGAGGAGACUCUACUAUGGCUGGGAUUGGGAAGGAGACUGCAGCCUGGAAGAGCUCUCCAGCCCAGUGGCAGACAUUGCUGUGGAACUCCUCCAGAAAGCAGCCCCAAGCCCUAUUCGCCGACUCCAGAAGAAAUACGUAGCUCACGUGUCACGGGAGGCAUGCAUCUCCCCGUGUGCGAUGAUGCUAGCGCUCGUGUACAUUGAGCGACUCCGGCACCGAAACCCAGACUACCUACAGCACGUGUCCUCCUCUGACUUGUUCCUGAUCUCUAUGAUGGUGGCCAGUAAGUAUCUCUACGAUGAAGGGGAAGAAGAGGAAGUCUUCAAUGAUGAAUGGGGAGCUGCGGGGGGCGUGGCCGUGCCCACUCUCAAUGCCCUGGAAAGGGGCUUCCUGAGUGCCAUGGAUUGGCGUCUCUACACUGACCCACGGGAGAUCUUUGAGGUGCUGAACUGGCUGGAAGGCUGUGUGGCUGAGCAGCAGGGACGGCGGCGGGGCUGGUACACCUACACAGACCUGAGCGUGCUUCUGGAACAGCCGGCCUGGCAGUUGGCCCUAGGCUCCCUGUGCCAGCGACUGGCAAAGCUCUCCUGCCUAUUAGCUGUGGCAUAUGUGAGCAGUGUGGCCCUGGCUGUGGCAUCAGUGGCUGUAAUAAACCAAUCACUAGGGCUGUCCUGUAGCCCCCCACCUGGCCCCCCGGACCUCAGACUGGCCUCCAGGUGCCUCUUGGAACGCUGCGGACCUCCUUCCCCCAUGCCACAGUGCCUGCCGUCUCCUGCCAACGUCUCCAACUGCCUGGAGGGAGAUGUCGGGCUGCGUUCACUCUGGGGAAGUCUUCUGGCCUCACUGACUCCUCCACCGUUGCCUCCUCCUGACCCUCCCGCCCCUCCCAGUCUUCUCCAGCACUGCUCUCUUUGUCAGAAGUUCCAGCGGGACUCCCCAACCUGCCGAGCCUGCCACCACCCCAACCGUACGGUUCCCACUGGUCCCCCCAGGCCCUGGUACCGCACCCACGGCCUGGCUCCACCCUGGUCCUGGAGCCCGAUGCCCUCUUUGCUCCCCCAGCCCCAGCAGUGUUCCCUUUUCAGCAUCAUGGAGCUGGCCCGCCUCAAGUCUUUCAUUUUCCCAGGCUAGGUCGGGCUCCGAAGAAUGCUUUCAGAGGCUGGGAGUCCCUGAGAACCUGGAGGAGCAAGGCUUGAUUUAGAUCCUCUCUACCUCUCUGGGUCCUUGGCUGGUCCCCUGUCCUGGGUGAUGGAGCUUAAGGGGGUAUGGGCCAGGACUGAAGGUCACUCACUCUCCUCGAUCUCAGUGACCAGCUGGCUGCUUGGCCAGGGUGGUGAUGGUGCCAGGGAACACUUCAGCUUGGUGACCAUGGGCCUGUCACAGAUAGAGGAGAAGCCCUUAUCUCUUCACCUCUCCUGGGCUCUUCUAGACCUUUGCUUUUGAGUUCCCUGGGAUGGAAGGGUAAAGGUGGGCGCUGGGAGAAGUGGGGUGAGGAAGGGAGGAAGCAUUGAUCCGGGUCUGUGUGAUGUCCCUGAAGCAGGCCAGCCAGGGACUGAUAGGGCCGAGGUGGGAGCUGUUGAGGGAAGGUGGGUGAGGUGGGCAACCCUCUCCACGCCCGCCCCUUGGAUGUAGUCUGACGGAGCCAGAGGCUGCUGGGAUCUUCUGCCUUGCCCUUUUGUUUCCAAUUUUCUCUUGUUAGUCCCCUGCUCCCAGACUUCUUUUCCCUUCUCCUGGGUGGUCUCUUCACAGGUGUCUCUGGCUGCUGCUUUGUAUCUGGGUUUUUUCAUGCUUUUGUAGCUCUGAGGUUUCAAUAAACAGUUUAAGUUGCAUGGCCUGGACUCUUCCUUCUGCGGCAUCCCUUGAAGAACUUUCUUCCCAUAGCUGUGCUGAGCCUCCCUCCCUGACCCAUCAUCUUGCAACUCAUUCUCUCUGAGCCCUGUUUCCACACUUCCCUAUUGUUUGAUGGGCAUAGACACCUUCCCGUUUCAGACUUGUCCUUGCUCCCAGCACCUUGGGGCCCCUAGCACUGCUCUAUUUGGAUGCUGAGGGAUGCAGAUGGUGACUGUACUAUGCCUGGGGUUAGUCCUGACUGCUGUGUCCUGGGUGAGCACCACCCUGUGGAUCCUGAAACACACCUCAGGGAGAGGGGCCAAGUCCUGAUCCUGCUCAGCCCUCUGGUCUCCUUGAUGGAAGUUCCGAGGACAUCCCUCUAUCCCGACUUCAAGGCUGGGUUAUCCCUGGCAGAAGGAAAACUGUUCUGGGCCUCUGGGCUUGAGGGCAUUUGGGAUGGCGAAAAACGAUUCACAGAGGGGUGGCACUGCCCCCUAGGGAGCACUUCGAAAACUUAAAAGUUUACUUCUCAUAUACAGAUGUGUAAAAACUUUUCAAAUACAAAUCUUACAAAAACUUAAAUUUGUUGUCAUAAAUUUGAGGGGAUACUGCUGGCAUGUAGUUGGCCUGGGCAGGAUGCUAGACAUCUGAAAUGCUUAGACACUCAUGAAAAACUACCAACAGCUUUUGUAUGACUGACCGAAUAUCAUGUACAGUCAUUCCCGACCUAUGAUUUCUGGUUUCGUGAUGGUGUAGAAGCAACGUGCAUGUCAUAGAAAUCAAGGUGCCACAAUUGUGAUGCUGGUCGGAGGCAGCGAGCUGCAGCACCCAGUGUCGGCUUUUUCAGCUAAAGAUGGGUUUAUCAGGAUGGAAGCCCAUUGUAAGUCGAAGGAGAUCUGUCUAUGAAAACGUGUUCAUGUUUAGAGUCUAGAGUCUAGAACGAUCUGAUUUUUUUUAC
Talpa occidentalis (Iberian mole) is the source of this 2979-nucleotide messenger RNA. RefSeq names its product cyclin Pas1/PHO80 domain containing 1 (gene CNPPD1). Gene Ontology annotation, cellular component: cyclin-dependent protein kinase holoenzyme complex; nucleus. Gene Ontology annotation, biological process: regulation of cyclin-dependent protein serine/threonine kinase activity. Gene Ontology annotation, molecular function: protein kinase binding; cyclin-dependent protein serine/threonine kinase regulator activity. The transcript is spliced from 9 exons. The record is from RefSeq and is a predicted model, not a curated record. NCBI's taxonomy places the organism in Eukaryota, Metazoa, Chordata, Mammalia, Eulipotyphla, Talpidae. The coding region runs from base 84 to 1322 and encodes 412 amino acids.